Molecule: messenger RNA, 9095 nt
Organism: Cololabis saira (Pacific saury)
Lineage: Eukaryota; Metazoa; Chordata; Actinopteri; Beloniformes; Belonidae
Gene: clasp1a
Product: cytoplasmic linker associated protein 1a
Exons: 45
Coding region: 619-5556 (1645 amino acids)
Biological process (GO): mitotic spindle assembly
Cellular component (GO): cytoplasmic microtubule; spindle microtubule; mitotic spindle
Molecular function (GO): microtubule binding; kinetochore binding
Source: RefSeq, a predicted model, not a curated record
GAGUCGGAACCGGGCCGCGGACGGAGCUGGUGCACCCCGACCCGACGAGCGCGAUCACACAAUCAAAUAUGUCACAGCAGCUUCGCUCCAACCCUCCUACUUCUCAUCUGGGUAUUGAAAAUAAACGAGGGCAAGGAUAACUGGGACCAGAUCCAGGGACCAGAUCCAGGGACCAGAUCCAGGGACCAGAUCCAGGGAGCAGACAUGGGCCUGUGAUCCAGCUAACUCCAUUCGCUGCCCUGCUCACCGGUUGCCAGACCACCUCUCUUUUCCCCUUUGUGGUGGUUUGGCUGCGACUCCUCUGAGAGAAGAAGAGGGGGAGGCCGGGGCGGGAGGGAAGGAUAAACUCCCCAGCUGCCAUCCAGACGCACACAUGCUGCAUUGCUGCCAUUCCCCAGACCCAGAUCAUCGUACCCAAGGGCGCUGAGCGACCAGCAGCUGGUGGAGGAAGUCCUGCCCCGAGGGUUGGCAGUAAAACCGCUCCGUACACCCGGGACCAAUCACUUACCGGCUUUCAUCCAGGCCAGUGAGUCGCAUCGUACUGCGGUGAGCAGUGGAUGGUUGCUGGUGGGCGGCCAAUCACCGAGCAGGGCAGACGGAGGAAACCAGAGCCGGGGUAUGGAGCCCAGCAUGGAGAACUGCCUGGCCCAGGUCCUGCAGAAGGACCUGGGCCGACGACUGCAGGUGGGCCAAGACAUCAUCGAGUACAUCCUGGACCGGGAGAAGUCCCCCGACCUGGAGCAGGACCAGACGGCGCUGGACAAGAUGGUGGACGGCAUCGCCAGCUCCUGGGUCAACUCCAGCAACUUCAAGGUGGCGCUGCUCGGCUUGGACCUCCUUUCUGCCUUAGUGACGAGGUUACAGGAGAGAUUUAGAGCUCAAGUGGGGACAGUUCUGCCCAGCCUUAUCGAUCGAUUGGGAGAUGCCAAAGACCAAGUACGAGAACAAGACCAAACGUUGCUGCUAAAGAUCAUGGAACAAGCGGCCUCUCCACAGUAUGUUUGGGACCGGAUGCUGGGAGGCUUCAAACACAAGAACAACAGGACCAGAGAAGGAGUGUGCCUUUGUCUCAUCGCCACGCUGAGCACGUACGGAGCUCAAGGCCUGACCUUGAGUAAAAUAGUUCCUCACAUAUGUAACCUCCUGGGAGACCCCACGAGUCAGGUACGAGACGGAGCCAUGAGCUGCUUGGUGGAGAUCUACAGACAUGUGGGCGAGAGGGUGAGGCUGGACCUCAGUAAGAAGGGGCUGCCGCAGUCACGGUUGAAUGUAAUCUUCAGCAAGUUUGAUGAGGUCCAAAGAUCGGGGAACAUGAUCUCGUCGUCGGGCUCAGACAAGAACUUUGAGGAUGAGGAUUCUGUGGAUGGAGGCCGGUCCUCCUCCUCUUCGUCCUCCAAAGCGGCCUCGGCUGGAAGGAGGACGGCCGUGACCGCCGUUAGAAGACCCAGCUCCGCCUCCAGCACCAAGCCCACAGGUAAAGAAGCAGCAGCCGGCGCCGUCGAUGAAGAUGACUUCAUUAAAGCCUUUGAAGACGUGCCCUCAGUCCAGAUCUACUCUAACAGAGAGAUGGAGGAUCAGCUGACAAAGAUCCGCGAAGUGCUGUCUGACGAAAAACACGACUGGGAGCACCGGGUUGUCGCGCUCAAAAAGGUACGAUCGCUCAUGAUGGCCGGAGCUACUGAGCAGGAGAAUUUCCCGCAACAGCUGCGACUUCUUGAGGCGCCCUUGAAGCUGUCUGCUAAAGACUUGCGCUCGCAGGUGGUCCGCGAGGCCUGCAUCACACUGGGGUAUUUGUCAUCAAAGCUGGGAAACAAGUUUGACCACGGAGCGGAGACCGUGAUGCCCACCCUGCUGAACCUGGUGCCCAACAGUGCCAAAGUCAUGGCCACGUCCGGGGUGGCCACCAUCCGCCUCAUCCUCCGGCACACACACUUCCCCCGGCUCAUCCCCAUCAUCACCAGUAACUGCACCUCCAAAUCAGUGGCGGUCCGACGGCGCUCCUUUGAGUUCUUGGAUCUCAUGUUGCAGGAAUGGCACACGAAUACGCUGGAGAGACACGUAGCCGUCCUGACCGAGACCAUCAAGAAGGGCGUCCACGACGCCGACUCCGAGGCCAGAUCCGUUGCAAGAAAGUGCUACUGGGGUUUCCAUGGUCACUACAGUCGGGAGGCGGAGCAUCUGUUCCAGGCGCUGGAGUCCACGUACCAGAAGGCCCUCCAGUCCCACCUCAAGAGCUCGGACAGCAUUGUGUCCCUGCCCCAGUCGGACCGGUCGUCCUCGUCGUCACAGGAGAGUCUGAACCGGCCGUUGUCAGUGAAGAGCGUGAUCGGAGGCAGCAUCACUCGCAGUAAGCUGGUUGGCUCCAGGGUCUCCACCACUCCCGGCUCUCUCCAGCGUUCCCGUAGUGACAUUGAUGUGAACGCCGCCUCCAGUGCCAAAUCACGUCUGUCCACCGUUCCCGCUUCCUCGCCGUUCGGCUCCGCCGCCACCCUCCCCCCCGGAUCGUACGCCUCGCUGGAUGGCACCCCUGGUAGAAGCGAUGGUCGUGUUCGUACGAGAAGACAGAGCUCAGGCAGUGUGGGCGGAGCCAGUCCGUCUGUGGUGGACAGCAGGGGGCGGAGCAGAGCCAAGAUGGUCUCUCAGUCCCAGCGAUCCAGAUCAGCCAAUCCCAUCAGUGCCGGCAGUCGCUCCAGCUCUCCUGGGAAGCUCCUCAGUCAGGGCGGAUACGGUCGGAUCGCCCGAGCCCCGCCGGCGGCCUCAACCACGGCGGCGGACAAACGCACCCGAAUCCCUCGCAGCCAAGGCUGCAGCCGCGAGACCAGCCCCAGCCGCCUCGGCAUUGCUAGCACGAGUGCUAAAGCUCUUCUUCCUGCUGCUCUUCCCUCCCGCUACACGCUAGCCCGGAGCCGAAUCCCCCGCCCCAGCAUGAGUCAGGGCUGCAGCCGCGACACCAGUCGCGAGAGCAGCCGCGACACCAGCCCCGCCCGGGGGUUCACUCCUCUGGCCUCCCGCCGUCACUCCCGUUCCACCAGCGCCCUCUCGACAGCCGACCCUCACGGCCAGUCAGAUCGGUACGGUUUGAUUCACCAGGCCCGGAUCUCUGCAUCAGUGAACGCCAUGAGGGUCCUGAACACCGGGACCGAGGUGGAGGCGGCCGUCGCUGACGCGCUGCUGUUAGGAGACUCCAGGAACAAGAGGAAGCCGUUGAGACGGAGGUACGAGUCACCUGGGAUGUACUCCGAUGACGAUGCCAACAGCGACGCGUCCAGCGCCUGCUCUGAGCGCUCAUAUGGCUCACGAAACGGAGGCAUCCCCCACUACUUGCGGCAAACAGAGGAUGUGGCAGAGGUGUUGAACCACUGCGCCAGCUCCAACUGGUCCGAGAGGAAGGAGGGCUUGCUGGGCCUGCAGAACCUCCUCAAGAGCCAGAGAAUCCUGAGUCGAGUGGAGUUGAAGAGACUAUGUGAGAUCUUCACAAGGAUGUUUGCAGACCCGCACAGCAAGGUGUUCAGCAUGUUCCUGGAGACACUGGUGGACUUCGUCACGGUGCACAGGGAGGACCUGCAGGACUGGCUCUUCGUCCUGCUCACGCAGCUGCUGAAGAAGAUGGGUGCUGACCUGCUGGGCUCCGUCCAGGCCAAAGUCCAGAAGGCUCUAGAUGUCACCAGGGAGUCGUUCCCGUUCGACCAGCAGUUCAACAUCCUGAUGAGGUUCAUCGUGGACCAGACUCAGACUCCCAACCUGAAGGUGAAGGUGGCCAUCCUGAAGUACAUCGAGUCGCUCGCUCGGCAGAUGGACCCAACGGACUUUGUGAACUCCAGCGAGACCCGACUAGCGGUGUCACGCAUCAUUACCUGGACCACCGAACCAAAGAGUUCAGAUGUGAGGAAGACCCUUCAUAACUGGCAGAGCGAGGAGCUGGCCGGCAGGUCCAGCGCUGCAGCCAUACUGUCCACUGAGGGCAACCAGGAAGAAAGGUGCAAGCAGGCGGCCCAGGUGGUCCUGAUCGCUUUGUUUGAGCUCAACACCCCGGAGUUCACCAUGCUCCUGGGGGCCCUUCCCAAAACCUUCCAGGACGGAGCCACCAAGCUGCUGCACAGCCACCUGAAGAACUCCAGCAACUCCGGCAGCAACGUGGGUUCUCCCAGUAACACCAUUGGCCGGACGCCGUCACGUCACACCCCCAGCAGAACCAGCCCUCUCACCUCCCCCACCAACUGCUCCCACGGAGGGCUGUCUCCAAGUCGUCUCUGGGGUUGGGGGGUCGACGGACUGCCGAAGCAACCCGCUCCCCCUCAACCCCCUCCGGCUCACUCCUCCACCCCCAGCGGCCCCUCCCUCAGGGUCCUGCGCAGAGCGUAUUCACCGAGCAUGAUGGAGUAUGACACGGAGAACAUGAACUCGGAGGAGAUCUACAGCUCCCUCCGUGGCGUCACCGAGGCCAUCCAGAGCUUCAGCUACCGGAGUCAGGAGGACCUGAACGAGCCGGUCAGGCGGGACGCCAAGAGGGACGAUGCGUCUGGAAGAGACGGAGUAGCUUCGUCUCCGGCUUCUGAUGGCCGUCUAGGCCUGGACGUGGUGGAAGGAGGUCGUACUGCUCUGGACAACAAAACCUCUCUGCUCAACACGCCGUCGCCGCGCUCCUUCUCCGGGCCACGUGGCCGUGAGUUUGCCCCGUACGGUUAUGGAGAUACCAUCUGUAGCUACGACAAGAGCGCGCUGAAAGAGGCCGUCUUCGAUGACGACGUGGAGCAGUUCCGCGACUGCCGACGGCAGGAAAGCGGUGAAAACAAGAUGACCCUCCCCAAGGUGUUUGGUCCUGCAGUUGGACCGGAUCACUCAGACCUGGUGUCCGAGCUGCUGAAGGAGCUGUCCAAUCACAACGAGCGCUGUGAGGAGCGUAAAGGAGCCCUGGUGGAGCUGCUGAAGAUCACGCGAGAGGACAGCAUGGCGGUGUGGGACGAGCACUUCAAGACCAUCCUGCUGCUGCUGCUGGAAACGCUGGGCGAUAAAGACCACACCAUCCGAGCCCUGGCGCUGCGGGUUCUCAAGGAGAUCCUGAGGAACCAGCCGGGCCGCUUCAAGAACUACGCAGAGCUGACCAUCAUGAAGACGCUGGAGGCCCACAAGGACUCGUACAAGGAGGUGGUCCGGGCGGCCGAGGAGGCGGCCUCCACCCUGGCCGGGUCCAUCCAUCCGGAGCAGUGCAUCAAGGUCCUGUGUCCUAUCGUCCAGACGGCCGACUACCCCAUCAACCUGGCCGCCAUCAAGAUGCAGACCAAAGUCAUCGAACGCAUCUCUAAGGACUCGUUAGUGACGCUGCUGGUCGACAUCAUCCCUGGACUCCUGCAGGGCUAUGACAACACAGAGAGCAGCGUUCGCAAGGCCAGCGUGUUCUGCCUGGUGGCCAUCUACUCCGUCAUUGGCGAGGACCUCAAGCCCCACCUGGCACAGCUGACAGGCAGCAAGAUGAAGUUACUGAACCUUUACAUUAAGCGAGCUCAAACCACCAACAGCAACAGCAGCAGCUCUUCAGACGUGUCCUCUCAUAGUUAAUGGAGACCAGUGUGUCCUGUAGUUUCGUCCAGGCCUCCUUCCACAUCGAAACUCUGGAAACUCUGCAACGGAGGUUUCAGACGAGAGGGAGGCGGUUUGUGGAUAAAGAUUGACUUCCUCCUCCAUCACUGCGACACCACCUACUGAUCAACCAACAACGUUCAUUUGAAAUGUUCACAUCAAAGAGGAGGAGAAGCUGGAAUUCCAGUCCAAACCAGUUUGUGACUUAAUGCGGCCGGUCCAGAUGACAAUUAAUCCACAAAUCUGAGAACAAAACGGUCCGGGUUUAAAAAAUCAGAAAUUCUGAGUUUUGUCUCACAAAUAUGCAAAUUUAUAAUGUGAAAAAUUCAAUUUUUUUUGUUUUUGUGUAUGUAAAAUGUAAAGCCUUUUUUUCAUUAAUUUGCUAGUUUAUAAAGUCUGAAAUUCAAAUUUUCUUACCGACAAAUGUGAGUUUGUGGGCAAUUUUAAUUUUUUUAUUUUAGGAAGUCAAAAAUGUGGUUUUUCUCAUACAAAUCCAUUCAAAAAACAACAAUUCAGAUUUCGGUAUUGCGAACUUCAUAAUGUCAAGAUUUUGAAUCUUUGCCCUUUUUUUUAUUUAUUUUUUUUCCCAAAUUUUCAAAAUGUAUGAAGUCAGAAAGUCUGUAAUUCUUUUCCCACAAAUAUCUUACGUUUAAAAAGUCCAAUAGCCCCCAAAUCUUACAAAUUUGCAACUAUAUAAAGAUGGAUUUUUACUGGUAAAUUGGCAUGUUUGUAAUUUAAGAUUUUUUUCUUUGCAGUUUUGCAUUUAUAGAUUUUUUUUCCUCCACAAAUUUGCAUAUUUAUGUAGUUCAAAAAAAGAGUUUUUUUUAUGCAAAUACCUUGGCUUUAAAGAGUUUCCAAGUAUAUGAAUUCCUUUUCUUCCUGCAUAAUUUCAGAUUUAUGAAUCAAAAAUUGGAAUUUUAUCGUGCAGAAUUCCUGAUUUGAUGGAAUAAAAGUAAUUUAAUUUAAUUUAAAUUUUAUAGUUUUAUUUUUCUUUUACAAUUUUUUUUUUAAUUUACAGUUUAUGGGGUUUUUUGUCUCACAAAUUUGCAAGUUUAUGAAAUCAUAAUUUUGUCAUAUUUCUCACAUUUCUUCUCUGGGUCCCUGGAGGUUUGUUUCUUGCAUAUCGGUGAGAUUAUAAAAUUUAGAAUUUCUGAUAAUUCUUUAGUGCAAUUCUUUCAGUUUUCUGUCACUUAUUUUUGAUUUGUCAUAGUUGAAAAUGUUUUGUUUUUCCAAACCUGCAAAUUUAUCGAAUCAGUUUUUUCUGUUUUUUUAGAAAAUAAGUUUAUGUUUUGAUUUUUUUUUUUGCAAUUGUAUAAAGUGCAUAAGAAAUUGUUUUGUGGGUUUCGCUCAACUUUGAUCUUCAGAUCCACAAUUCCACCUUGUUAGAGUAACAGAUGUAAGUAUCACCAUGGACCAUCUUAAAUGGUCUGAAGUCCUUCGUCGCACUGGAGUUUUUCCAAACGAGGGUCCCAGCAGGAACAGGCCCUUCCUCCAAAACAACUCCAGACGUUUGUCUUCAAGACUUAAACCAGGACAGAGUUUGGUCCUCCUGAGGGAAGUGUGGGACCAGAACAAUCACAAUCUUUCCAGACAGACAGACAAUGCUUAAGGGAACAAAAUAACCAGAGAUGAAAAGAUGUUUUUUUGUGGAAACGGCUGAUUGCAGCCUGAUAAUUAUUGUUUUUAUCAACAGAACACUGAAGCCUUCAGGCUUAAACUCGCCGUUACGCUCCAGAUAAUUUUUUCUGAGUGUCGUGUUGGACAAUCCUUCAGAUUAAACUUCAGUUUGAGGUGCACACGGUGACAUUUCUGUUGACAUGCACGCUUAAAGGUGGAUUACGUUUAUUUUCUGCAUAUAAAGCUGAGCCUGUAAUUUCAGCAUGACCUUUAAAAAAACUGAGCUGAGGAAACGCCAUUCACUGGAAUCUUUUGUGCAACGCUGCUGCUCUGUCUGAGCAUGCUCAGUGACUCUGACUGGACACUCACCAGUGCUCCCAGACUGGGAAUGCUGAGAGAGACUGGGAAUGCUGAGAGAGACUGGGAAUGUGGAAACAAGUCCAACUGUUUCCUGUGACCAUCACAGAUCAACGUCUGAGUGCUGCUGCAGAUCAUGAAAGCUUAACUGAAAAUGUUUCCAGACAGAACGGAAACAUUUAACGGAACAAGGUGACAGGAAAGGAGUUUCUCUGAAGUGUCCAGGUCAGGUGUGACAUCACAGUGUCAGUCAUCGGCACCGCCCUCAUCCUUGCAAAUCACAAGCUGGAGCAAACACUGCUGACCAAAAAUGUUUUAUUUACCUUUAAUUUGUGUGAAUGUUUGGGCUGGAGGUUAGAAAAGCUUUACAAUGUUGGAAUAAUGCAGGACAUCACAUCUCCCAUCCGGUGGGUCAUUCCUGUCCAAUCCGCCGUCCACCGCCUGUAUCAUGAUCUCAAAUUAUAACUUCAAGAUUUCAGAGAUUUUGUUUUGCAAAUUUGCAAUUUCAUGAAUUCAAAAGUUUGGAUUUCUCACAAAUUUGAGAGUUUCUGAAAUCAAAAUGUCCAAUUUCUUUAAUUAACUUGGAAGUUUAUAAUGUCACGUCUUUUCGCUCACAUUUGCAUAAAGAAAAUUCAAAAUUCAGAUUUUUUUGAUGAGCUUGACUGAUUCAACAUUUCAGAUAUUUCUGUCAUAAAUUCACAAAAGGUUUAUGAAUUCAAGAUUGAGUUUCUCGCUCAUGAACGUGCAGGUUUAUCACCUUAAAUUUAGAUUUUUCUCAUAACAAAAAAUUGGGGAAUUUUCUUAGAAAUUUCCAAGAUUAGAGAUCCCAAAAUGUGAACGUUUUUAAAGUAGAAGAAAUCAUCAACUUUUUCUGUCGCAUAGACACAAGUUUAAAAUUUGAGAUAUUUCCUUGCAACUUGCACUUAAACUGAAUGUUUGGAUCUGUCUCUGGUUUCUGAGUUUAUAAAGUCAGUUUCAGCAUUUUUUCACUCGGAUUUGUGGUUUUGGGAAAUCCCAGUUUCAAAGUCUGGACUUCAGCUGGGAUGCUCCGUUGGUUCUUGAUGGAUCUUUAGCAGCAAACACUUCAGCUUUUUAGAAUCAUGUCAUUUCCUCACAUCUUGCAAACAUUGACCAGGAGCUGUUUUUACUUCUCUGGUGGGUAUUUUACUUGUUUUGGGGCCAAUUCUUCCUAUUUAAGUAACUGAAUGUACAGAUGUUGAUGUUGGGAUGUUUGGUUUGACAAAGACUUGAGUUCAUCAGUGAAAUUCAUCUCUAUGACCUGAAUCCCGUUUCCUGGACCUCGUCUGCUGUGAUGGGGCUUCCCUCCUCCACUUAAACCAAAUCUGUCGUUGGUUUGAGCAACACUCGACUGUACACCGCCGCUCUUAUUUCUCACUCAUGCAAUCUUCUGGCCUGUAAUAUUGUUUUUAUUUUAUUUAGCGCUUAUGAUGAUUGUACAGUAGUUGUUUUUUUGGUUAAAGUCCACCUGUGAUAGAUUUGCAACGAUGUAAAGAAACUCUCAAAAUAAACAGACUGACAUUUGA